AUGAUCCGCUCCCUCCUCCCCGUGAUCGAAGUCGUCGACAACUUCCCAUACGCUCCAUCAUCUCAAUCCUACAUUCCAUUCCACCUCACCCUCUCCGACUUCCACCACGGGUUACCUCCACUGGGACUACUUCGACAGGAUGUACUCCGAGAGAUGCAGACUGUAAGGGGUAUAUGGGAAUUUGAGGAAAGUACAGGCAGACCUGAUGAAACGGGUGAUUUCCACUCGGAAGUGAUUUGCCUAUAUUUUAAGGAUGAACUGGUCAAGAAGGGAAAAGAGGGGAUAAGUAAGGCUAUGGCUGAGGUGGUGGGCAGAUGGAGGGACGAAGGCAAGUUCCCUGGACCAUUGGCUGGGUGGAGGAACGAGCUUUACACGAUAUACGCUUCACCCAAAUCAUCAGGUCUCGGAUUUAACUCUCCUUCAACACCGCUGAUGCUAGGCCCUGGAACGUUCAAGAAUGUAGCAUUCAGUCUGGAGAGAGCAGCUUGUGCUUUAUUCGGUUUAGCGACUUUCGGUGUACAUAUGACUGCUUAUGAAGGUGAAGGAUGGGAUAUGAAAAUCUGGGUACCUAGACGAAGUAAGACGAAAGCUACCUGGCCAGGAAGGUUAGACAAUUCCGUCGCAGGUGGGAUAACAGCGGGAUCAACACCUAUAGAAACGAUGAUCAAGGAAUGUGAUGAAGAAGCUAGCUUGCCUGAGGAGUUUGUUAAAAAACGUUUACAGAAUUGCGGUGUCGCUACAUAUUUCUAUAUAACACAUGAUGGGUUCUUACAGCCUGAGGUCGAAUACAUAUACGAUCUACCAUUACCACCUUCGACUUCACCAGAAUAUAUCAAACCCAAACCUCACGAUGAUGAAGUCGAGUCAUUCGCACUCCUUACAAUACCCGAGUUGAUCGAAGCUCUUCAUUCGGGAGAUAUGAAGCCCAAUUGCGGCUUGAUCUACGUAGAUUUCCUGAUCCGACAUGGACUGAUCACACCUGAGAACGAACCGAAUUUCCUCGAGAUUAGUUGGAGGAUGAGGAGGACUUUGCAAGUGGCUAUGCCUGGUAUAUAG
Kwoniella botswanensis is the source of this 1056-nucleotide messenger RNA. RefSeq lists its product as uncharacterized. The record is from RefSeq and is a predicted model, not a curated record. The transcript has 8 exons. The coding region runs from base 1 to 1056 and encodes 351 amino acids. Lineage: Eukaryota; Fungi; Basidiomycota; Tremellomycetes; Tremellales; Cryptococcaceae. Gene Ontology annotation, molecular function: 8-oxo-dGDP phosphatase activity.